UGGAGGAGGACGAAUCUCCUUAAAGGACGACAAAAAUCUGCUGGGUCAUAUGUCGGAGUAAAUGUGGGCCGGCGGGACCGUCAGUGGCUCAACAUGCACCGAGUAACGGGGAAUAUAAGCGGGGAGAAUUUAAUAGAGAUGAACCUGUCAGACUCUUUCAGCGAGGAGAACAAUGGUUAUCAUGUCCAUCAUUCAUCCAGCAGAGGCUCCUCCCAACAACAAUCAGGGUCUCUGUUAAUGCUCGACAAGUGUGUUGAGAACUGUGAUUCGCUGAGCGCCAGCCUGGCCUCACUGGCUGCCUCUGAGCAUAGCAACAGUCCAGAGCGUGGGCCUCAGACGUUAGAGCAAAUCAGUGCUUUGACUGGGGUUGACAAACAGCAGCAGAGUAAAGACUCUGUGUUCUUCCGAGAUGGAGUGCGAAGGAUUGAUUUUGUUCUCUCGUAUGUUGACGAUAAGGAUGGUGAGAGGAAACAGGAGAGGAGGAAGGAGUAUGAGGCUAAUCUGUUGAAAGCUGGCUUGGAGCUGGAAACAGAAGACAAGUCGGAGUCAGAUGAUGGAAAGACAUUUUUCUUAAAGAUCCAUGCUCCAUGGGAAGUGUUGGCCACCUAUGCAGAUGUGCUGAAGAUCAAAGUUCCGUUCAAAGCCAGUGACAUCCCAAACAACAGUGAGAUGCCCAUGAACUGGCUUUCUACCCCUUUUCGUCUACCGGAGCAAAUCAUGCAUCCUGAGCCAGACUAUUUUACAGCUCCCUUUGACAAGAGCAAAUCUGACUUUUUCCUGAUCGAUGACAAAGAUACCUUCUUUCCUCCUUCUACACGCAACAGGAUUGUCUAUUAUAUUCUGUCUCGCUGUCCAUACCAGAAGGUGGAAUGUGCUGAUAAAGACAAAAAAGGAAUCAAGAGGCUGCUCAACAAUGGCACCUACACUGCUGCCUUCCCUUUACAUGACUGUAGAUACUGGUUGAAAUCAAAGGAUCUCAACUGUGAAAGUGAGAGAUACAAUCUCUAUAAACACUGGGCCAGAUUUCUUUAUUUCUUCAAGGAGCAACCCCUCAACCUUGUGAGAAAGUAUUAUGGAGAGAAGAUAGGUAUUUAUUUUGCUUGGCUGGGAUUUUAUACGGAGAUGCUGCUGUUUGCUGCGGUAGUCGGUGUAAUCUGUUUUAUCUACGGAUUUCUCACUUACGACGACAAUGAGUGGAGUAAAGAAAUAUGUAAUGAGGAGAUUGGUGGCAACAUUGUCAUGUGUCCACUGUGUGACAAAAAAUGUGGCUACUGGAAGCUCAUUUCAACAUGUAACUCAUCAUGGCAGUCGCACCUGUUUGACAAUGUGGCAACUGUGUUUUUUGCCAUAUUCAUGGGGAUAUGGGUGACAUUGUUUCUGGAGUUCUGGAAGAGGCGGCAGGCCCGUCUUGAAUACGAGUGGGAUCUGGUUGACUUUGAAGAGGAGCAACAGCAGUUGCAGCUUCGGCCAGAGUACGAGACCAAAUGCACCAAUCGCAGGCUGAACCGAGUCACUCAGGAAAUGGAGCCUUACUUACCUGUAACAAGCAAGUGUGCACGCAUGUGCCUCUCUGGAGCCACUGUCCUAUUCUGGAUCUCAUUGAUCAUUGCCUGCAUCAUUGGGGUGAUUGCGUACCGUCUGGCGGUAUAUGCUGCUUUUGCCAGCAUCAUGAAGGACAGUCCCACCAACAACCUGCAGGUAGUGGGCUCCCUCAUCACACCCCAGCUGGCAACCUCUGUCACCGCCUCGUGCAUCAACUUUAUCAUCAUUAUGAUCCUCAACCUCAUGUAUGAGAGAGUGGCUGUUUGGAUCACUGACAUGGAAGUUCCCAAGACGCACCUGGAGUAUGAGAACAAAUUGACUGUGAAGAUGUUCCUAUUCCAGUUUGUGAACUACUACUCCUCCUGCUUCUAUGUGGCUUUCUUCAAGGGCAAGUUUGUUGGCUAUCCUGGAAGUUAUGAGUACAUGUUUGGCAAAUGGAGCAAACUGAGGAAUGAAGAGUGUGACCCCGGUGGCUGUCUGAUUGAGUUAACCACCCAACUAGUCAUAGUGAUGACUGGUAAACAGGUGUGGGGCAACAUCCAGGAGGCUCUGGUCCCGUGGCUGAUGAACUGGUGGGGCAGCAGGAAGGCCCGGAGUCAUCCCGAGAGUCUGUACAGCCGCUGGGAGCAGGACCAUGACUUGCAGGGCUUUGGACAACUUGGCCUGUUCUACGAGUACCUGGAGAUGGUGAUCCAGUUUGGUUUCAUCACAUUGUUUGUCGCCUCAUUCCCCCUUGCACCCUUGCUGGCCCUCAUCAACAACAUUAUUGAGAUUCGAGUGGAUGCCUGGAAGCUCACCACACAAUUCAGACGGCCGGUCGCAGCAAAAGCCCAUAGCAUUGGAGCCUGGCAGGAAAUCCUCAACGGGAUUGCCAUCCUCUCUGUGGUCACAAAUGCAUUCAUUGUGGCCUUCACCUCUGACAUGAUUCCUCGGCUUGUGUACAUGUACGCUUACCAGCCAGAGGGGGAGCUCAAUAUGAAGGGCUACAUAAACAACAGUCUGUCGGUGUUCAACGUCUCUGAGAUCCCACUGCCCAACAGGCCAGAAGAAGGAGAAAACCCCAGCUGGUUCAACAGCUCCAUCACUACAUGCAGAUAUCGUGAUUAUCGCUAUCCUCCUGGCCAUGAGAAGCAGUACUUCCAUACUAUGCAGUUCUGGCACAUCUUGGCUGCCAAACUGGCUUUUGUCAUUAUCAUGGAGCAUGUUGUAUUCAUGGUCAAGUUCUUUGUGGCCUGGAUGAUUCCUGAUGUUCCAUCUGAUGUGAGGGCUAGAAUAAAGAGGGAGCGCUACCUGGUCCAGGAGUACCUUCAUAACUACGAAGUGGAGAAACUGAAAAUCCAGCUUAGCCAAAACAGCCAAAAUGACUGUACCUGCACACCCAUGAUCUAUCCUUCCUUACCCACCCACGAAGUGCUGUCAGAGUGUCUCUAGCCCAGUGAGCCACCAGUGAUUCUGAUGGAGGGGAGGACAGGUUGAUGCAGGUUGCCCAGCUUGUGCAUUAUGAUACUGAUCACCACUUUGCUGUCACGUCUGUGUUGUUUGUGCUUCACACACAUUGCUGGUUUUACCUGAGAGCUGCACGUUUUGUCAGUAUACAGUAAUUACUGACAGUCUGCUGACUGUAGAAGUGGACAUGUGAAAAAGUCUUCAAGCAUGCUGAAAGUAUUUCCACUUGCCUCACUCUUUUGUCUCAUUUCAGGACUGACACAAUUCUGUUUUGUUGGGGGGCAAUCGGAAACGUGCUGAAACCACUGUGCAUAACCAAAGACUGUAUGCCUUAACCGACCAGCUGGCAUGUUUGUGGUUUGAGAAUAUUAUUUGAAAACAAAGUGCCGAUUUAUCAAAAACAAAGAGUGCCCAAAUCACAUUUCAGUUUACCUCGGUCUCAU
Molecule: messenger RNA, 3431 nt
Organism: Thalassophryne amazonica
Lineage: Eukaryota; Metazoa; Chordata; Actinopteri; Batrachoidiformes; Batrachoididae
Product: anoctamin-5-like
Exons: 21
Coding region: 94-2973 (959 amino acids)
Biological process (GO): chloride transmembrane transport
Cellular component (GO): plasma membrane
Molecular function (GO): protein dimerization activity; chloride channel activity
Source: RefSeq, a predicted model, not a curated record